UCUCUGGUUCUGUCCUGGGGGCUUGGGCUUUCAUUCCGUGUUGCAUAUUACAGGUAAUGUCAUAACCACCCCAAGUGGAGGAGGACUCCCAAAGUUUGCAUUCUUGGCUGUAGCCAGGAUGAGGCAGAUGAGCAGGAGGGCCCUGGAGAUAGUAGCAUUUUCCCACCAGUAUCUGCAGCUGACCCCCUCCCUACCUUCUGGUACACAGAAGCUCAACCUGCUUUUUGUUAGUGUAGCCUGCUUCCUCCUGUGGGGAGGACACUGUGAUUGGGAGGAUGCUGUGUCUGAGCACUGUGCUGCUCAGCGAUGGUAAGACCUGAGAUGUACUGUUCACAUUGUGUCUGCCAGGACCCUUCCCUGCUGCUGGCCCUUGCGGUCAUUGGGGUUACAGUGCUUGUGUUUGCCCUGAAGAACAUGAACUCCAGGAAGAGAGAUCCUAUCACCUUACAGGACCCUGAUGCCAAGUACCCAUUGCCUUUGAUUGAGAAAGAGAAAAUCAACCACAACACCCGCCGGUUCCGCUUUGGAUUGCCCUCUCCAGAGCAUGUCUUAGGGCUUCCUGUAGGUAACUAUGUCCAUCUCAUGGCCAGAAUUGAUAAUGAUUUCGUGAUCAGGGCAUACACACCUGUCUCAAGUGAUGAUGACAAAGGCUUUGUGGACUUAAUUAUAAAGAUCUACUUCAAAAAUGUACACCCUCAUUAUCCUGAAGGGGGGAAGAUGACUCAGUAUUUGGAGAAAAUGAAAAUUGGGGACACUAUCCUUUUUCGAGGACCAACGGGGCGCCUAUUUUACCAAGGGCAAGGAAACCUUGCAAUCAGACAGUACAAAACGAGCAUGCCUGAGAAAAAACUGGUCUGUCACUUGGGAAUGAUUGCUGGGGGCACAGGCAUUACGCCCAUGCUGCAGCUCAUUCGCCACAUCACCAAGAACCCCAUGGACAAGACCAGGAUGUCCCUCAUCUUUGCCAACCAGACAGAGGAGGAUAUCUUGAUGAGAAAGGAGCUGGAAGAAAUUGCCAAGACUCACCUAAACCAGUUCAAACUGUGGUACACCCUGGACAGGCCUCCCCUUGGCUGGAAGUACAGCUCAGGCUUUGUGACUGCUGACAUGAUCAAGCAGCACCUCCCACCCCCUGGGAAAACCACACUCAUCCUGGUUUGUGGCCCACCAGCCUUGAUCCAGACAGCGGCUCAUCCCAACCUGGAGAAGCUGGGUUAUACCAAGGAUAUGAUUUUCACCUACUAGUAUCUCCUUUACUCCUAGAAAAUUUCCUGGGACCCUUUCCUCUAUUUCAGAGUGAGUUCAACUUCUCCAUAUUAAACUGGGAUGUUUUUGAAGGUGCAUCUCUAUGCACCCUUGGGCCCCCACACUGGCAUUCCCCUUUUGAAUAUGGGGUCUAAGAAGAAGUGUUCAAGAGGCUGGAGACAAAGUGACUUCUGAGACCUCCUGCCUUGGAGGCUGGAAAGAGCUCUGUUAUGGUUAUCUGUCUCCAUAGUAAAAUAAACUUAAGUAGUCAGCAGAUAACACAUGAAGUAUGGUUCUGUGAGAGACCCACUGGGCCUUGUCUGCCCUGCUUGAGAGUUGGCUUCUAUAUGUCCCUAAGGGGGUCAGAACUGCAAUAGUGUCACAACAGAAUUCCAGCAGAAUCCAAGUAGGAUCACAGUAACUCCCAAUAAUCUCUCUUGAACCUCUCUUUAGAGUGUGCUGCUUUUAAGGUCAGGCCUACAAAGUCUCAGGCACCCUCCAUAAUUCUCUCUUCCUUCUCUUCUGGGACACCUUGAAGUGGGAAUGGGAUUAAAGGCACACACAUUAGGGCAAUAAAUCCCAGAGUAAGUAGGCUCUGGGAACUCCUUCCAGACUCCCUACUUUGGGCACAACAGAGGCAUGGAAUGGAUUAUUUUUUGAGAAUACUCCAGGUGUUAAGCUCUGACCUGGCAUGGGGCAAGGGUAGAGAUGGUUACAUACAUAACUUCUGUUUCUCAACUUGCAUGAAGAUUCCAGAAGCUCUGCCUUAAAUCCUAUCACUAACCCCUAAUGAUACAAGGGACUAUUAUUGCCAUCUGCUGUCCAGGACCAGGACAACAUGUUGCUGCUAUUAUUUGAGUAGGCCAGAGAUCUUGAGGGGAUUUUGUUCUCCAAGUUGCAGAUGAGGAAACAGGUUACGAAAUUAAGUGUUCCCACUAAGUGUGCAGCCAGUAGGUAGCACAGCUGACUUUAAAAAAUGGGUCAGUUUUAUUCCAAGUUAUUCCUCUUUUCACAAAAACUGACACAAUGGAAGCAGUAUUGACCUUGGUACCACUGGAUUUGUUACCCACUGUAUAUGUGUAUGCAGGACAAUAGGAAGGGCAGAAGGAGCACAGAAGAUGAAUGCAGCUCCAGGGAACUCUCUGCAGUACAGCUGUCUUGCCCACAGGUGGCCAUACAGUGGAAUGGUCUCACAGAAGGCCUGUGGGAGGUCUGAAGGGAAGGGCUGGCCAGGCUUCAUCUACCUACCCAUUCAGCAUGUCUUCUGGGAAUCUCCUGCUCAGGGAAUGACACUUUUGCUGGGUACUUUACCAUAAGAUCCUGACCUCAGGUUUUGCUCUAAUUGCAGAUCUGACCAUGCUUGUUACCUACCUACUUUAAAUCCUGCUCUACUUGUACUCUAUUACCCACCCUGGCCACUCCUCUGUCUCUAUGACAUAUUCCAGGGGCCUAGUUUGCAAGAUCUUUCUUGAUUGGGCUCCUGCUGACCUCAUUAGAUUUUUUUAUUUCCUGCACCUCCCUUCUCUGAUUCAUUCUUUAGCCCAGUGGUUCUCAAAUGGGGGGUUUUGUCCCUCCUCUACUGUGGGAACAUUUGACAAAAUAUGGAGACAUUUUGGUUUCACAACUAGAAGAAAGGUGCUGCUGGCAUCUAGUGUAGAGAUUAAGGAUGCUGGUCAGCAGGAACCUGAUCAAGAAGCAAUUUGAGGUCAGGACUGGGCUUACCCAUAUAAGAGUAAAAGCUUCCUAAGGGACAUAGAGGUAGUAUCUGUGCUCGUCCUUGACAGGCAACAUUUGGCUUCAUGAAGGGGACUGGGAGAAAAAUGGAUACCACAGGGAGGGAAAGGAUUAAGCAAGUCCUGGAGGGAAGGAAGACUCAACAGUGGGUUCAGAAUGGCUGAUAAUGGAGAAGGGCCUGGGAUGCUCAUCUGUGGUAAUUUAACUGAGGAGUUCUGAACAAUGACAGGAUUAAAACAGUGUUUUGGGAGGUCAUCAUGG
Molecule: messenger RNA, 3240 nt
Organism: Urocitellus parryii (Arctic ground squirrel)
Lineage: Eukaryota; Metazoa; Chordata; Mammalia; Rodentia; Sciuridae
Gene: Cyb5r2
Product: cytochrome b5 reductase 2
Cellular component (GO): mitochondrion
Molecular function (GO): oxidoreductase activity; FAD binding
Source: RefSeq, a predicted model, not a curated record